AUGGCUGCACAUGAUCUUGUCUGUUCUGGGGUACGUCGGAGAAUUGGGAAUGGGAAAGCUACAUUAAUAUGGGGUCACCCUUGGUUACCAGAUGAUCCCAGUCCUUUACAAACGCUCAUGCCUAAUGAGUUAAGGGAGGCAUUAGUAGUUGGUUUGACUGAUCAAAGUACAAAUACCUGGGAUCCACAUAUUCUUUCUGAUUUAUUCAUUCCUGAGGAUGUUGCCCGAAUCACCAGGAUACCUGUAAGCCCAGAUUAUGAAGACUCAUGGUAUUGGGUAGGAGACCCAAAAGGGAUGUACACGGUUAAAAAUGCCUACAGACAGAUUAUGGGAGAAUAUAUGAAUAACCCAGAUGAUCAGACAAGACUAGCGAUUGGUGUGUUAUAUUACCUGUGGAGAGCCCGAAACUCGGCUGUAUGGGACAAGGCCAUCCCACGGCCACGAUGGACUGCCAUGAUAGCAGCAAGGGCCGAGAAGGCGUACAGCGACAUACACUGCAAUCAGCAGCAGCCGACUACCGCCACUGCGCCGGAAGACGAGACGCAUCACCGCCCCAGGUGUUACUUCGAUGCGGGAUACUAG
Messenger RNA from Ipomoea nil (Japanese morning glory), 582 nucleotides. RefSeq lists its product as uncharacterized. The transcript has 2 exons. The record is from RefSeq and is a predicted model, not a curated record. The coding region runs from base 1 to 582 and encodes 193 amino acids. Lineage: Eukaryota; Viridiplantae; Streptophyta; Magnoliopsida; Solanales; Convolvulaceae.